Messenger RNA from Gadus macrocephalus (Pacific cod), 7973 nucleotides. RefSeq names its product collagen, type XXII, alpha 1 (gene col22a1). NCBI's taxonomy places the organism in Eukaryota, Metazoa, Chordata, Actinopteri, Gadiformes, Gadidae. The coding region runs from base 358 to 5229 and encodes 1623 amino acids. The transcript is spliced from 65 exons. The record is from RefSeq and is a predicted model, not a curated record.
CACCCCCUAGCCUAGGCUUGCAGGCGUUCACCUCACUUUCUAACAGACCUCUACGAUGGAUUGUCACCCUGGAUUAUAAAUGUUAUUUACUUGUUAAAUCGCUGAGCCCUCCACCUCAGCCCCACCACCACCCCCCCCCCCCAUCUGGAUUAUUGGGGCUUCGGGAGAAGAAGUGUCUCUAAUUUUUGGAUUACCAUUAAAGCCCACAUGGAGCUGGUGUCUGCAUGCUGAUCUGAACGACAGAGGGACAAGUGCGCUCGGGGGCCCGAGAGAAAGAAAGACUUUGCUGAAGAUUCAGGAACUUGAUGGUAGUGACAACAUAAACCAAAGAAGCGACAUCAAACCGAGGGAGCCGAGAUGGGGUUACGACUCGGACUGAGGUUCAGCCUGGUCAUGGUGAUCCUGGCCUUGACUCUGUCCGGAGAGGGAGUUGAAGCCCAGAGCAGGGCAGGGUGUAAGAACGUCCACUACGACCUGGCCUUCAUCCUGGACACCUCGUCCAGCGUGGGCAAGGAGAACUUUGAGAAGAUCAGGCAGUGGGUGGCCAACCUGGUGGAGUCCUUCGACGUGGGCGAGGAGAGGACGCGCGUGGCCGUGGUGCGCUACAGCGACCGGCCCACGCUGGAGUUCAACCUGGCCAGACACAAGAGCCUGGAGGAGGUGAAGCGCGCCGCCGCCAACAUCCGCUACAUCGGCGGCAACACCAUGACGGGCGACGCCAUCAGCUACACCACCCAGAACGUCUUCGUGGAGCGUCACGGCGCCCGGCCCCGCGCCAAGGGCAUCCAGCGGGUGGCCAUCCUGGUCACCGACGGCAGGAGCCAGGAUUAUGUCCUGGAGCCCUCCAAGGAGGCGGCGGCGGCGGGGAUCAGGGUGUUCGCCGUGGGCAUCGGGGAGGCCCUCAAAGUGGAGCUGGAGGAGAUCGCCGCCGAACCCAAAAACGCGCACGUCUUCCACGUGACGGACUUCGACGCCAUCGACAAGCUCCGCGGUCGACUGAGGAGAAGGCUCUGUGAAAACGUGCUGUGUCCCAAUAUGAAGGUGCAACCGGAUCGCUUCAAGCCCGGCAGCACGAGUUACGCUCUGGAUGCCGUCCCAGGCUUUGAUCUCAUGGAGUACUUCAACGUGAGAGACAUUCUGGGGACCAGAGAAGAUGAGGGUCAGAGCUCAUACGUACGUCUUGGGACAAUGCCAAUUGUACAAAAAACAGAAGACGUUUUUCCUCAGGGACUGCCAGACGAGUAUGCCUUUGUGACAACGUUUAAAUUCAGGAAAACCUCCCGACGUGAAGAUUGGUACCUCUGGCAAAUCUUCGACAAAUAUGGCAUCCCACAGGUGUCCAUCCGCCUGGACGGGGAGAACCGGGCGGUGGAGUACAACGCGGUGGGCCUCACCAAGGACGCCGUGAGGGCCGUGUUCAAGAACGACGAGGUGGACAACCUCUUCGACCGCAACUGGCAUAAGAUCGCCCUCAGUGUGGACGCCAAGUCCGUCACCCUGUACCUGGACUGCAAGCUGAUCCAGACGCUGCCCAUCGGUGACCGGGAGGACAUCGACAUCCAGGGGAAGACGGUGAUCGGCAAGAGGCUGUACGACAGCGUGCCCAUCGACUUUGACCUCCAGAGGAUGAUGAUUUAUUGCGAUUCCAAGCAUGCAGAGCUGGAAACAUGUUGCGACCUACCUACUGGGCCAUGCCCGAAGAAGGUUGUUACAGAGGCCCCCCCGGUACAGAUCCCAACCCCGGCCCCCACGGUGGCGGAGCAGAAAAGAGGCCCUCAGGUCAACUGUUCCUGUCCUCCUGGGGAAGAGGGGCCAGCAGGGGAACCUGGCGUUCCGGGCACCAAGGGUGUAAAGGGAGACUCUGGCCUGAAGGGCGCCAUGGGACAGAGCGGCGUCAAAGGACAGAGAGGAGAAACUGGCAAAGUAAUCUCUGUCAAGGGUGACAGAGGUGAGAAGGGAGACUCCGGAAGCAUCGGGUUAACAGGUCGCGAUGGACCCAAAGGAGUGAAGGGAACUGGUGGGAUUCCAGGGAUCGAUGGCUUGCAGGGCGACAAAGGAGAAAGUGGUGAAGGCGGAGCCCCUGGUGUAGAAGGACUGCCCGGGUCAGUGGGGCUAAAGGGAAUCCAAGGGGAUUCAGGAGUACCUGGCGUGCCUGGAUUCAAUGGUGUCUCUGGAGAAAAAGGAUUCAAAGGAGAACAGGGAACUCCCGGGACCAAGGGAGAAGUCGGUUUGUCUGGAUUUGCGGGAAAACCUGGGUUUCCGGGGAAAGACGGCUUGCGGGGCAUGGUGGGCGCUCCUGGUGCAGGUGGGACCAAGGGAGAUAAGGGAGAGAGGGGGCCCGCCGGAUUACCUGGGGAUGUGGUCCAAAAGGAUGGUUUGAAGGGCGAAGAGGGAUUGGCCGGACCCCCGGGGGCCCCAGGAGCCAUCGGACCAGCAGGGCCACCUGGGCCUCCUGGUAAUCAAGGAUAUCCAGGUGAACCUGGAGAAUUCGGCCAGCGGGGAAAGAAAGGCGAAAGUGGAUUACCAGGAGUCGAUGGCCUCCCGGGAGCAGCAGGUCAGGCGGGCAUCCCUGGCCCAGCAGGAUUACAGGGACACACCGGACCCCCUGGUCUCCCUGGCGAGAUCGGAUUCUCCGGCAAACCUGGCGAGUCCGGCAAGGCUGGUCUUCCCGGGAAAGACGGUCUGGAUGGCCUUCCAGGAAAUGAUGGCGGCCAAGGACCCAGGGGCGAGCGAGGAACCGACGGCUUAUCUGGCAAAGAGGGGCUCAAGGGCCAAGACGGACCCCCGGGGCCGAGAGGACCCCCAGGGGAGAGAGGAGAGGCUGGUCUGAGGGGACAGGCCGGUGAGGAGGGACCCGGCGGGAUCAGGGGAGUUCCGGGAGAACGAGGAAACGAUGGAGGACUUGGGCCUAAAGGAGCAAAGGGCGACAAGGGGGACGUCGGUGGCCGGGGGCUUCCGGGCAUACCGGGCAACGUGGCCGAAGUUAUCCAGGAGCCAGGUGAACCGGGGAAACCGGGAGAGAAAGGAGAGAAGGGUGAUCAAGGGAAACAAGGAGAAACGGGUCUGAGAGGUUUACCUGGAGAGCAGGGCUUCAGGGGACUGCCCGGGGCACAGGGUACCAAAGGAGACGGCGGCAUUCCCGGGGAGGUUGGAAGGGUCGGAGACGCUGGCCCACCUGGACCAGCCGGUAUCCAAGGUGGACGUGGACUACCAGGAAAUGCGGGCAUCCCGGGAACCAUGGGGCCUCCUGGUCCCAUCGGAGAGAGAGGAGAGAAGGGCGAGGGGGGUAAAGAAGGAAAAACGGGAGCUGCAGGCCCCCGCGGAGACCCCGGCCUCAGCGGGCCCCCAGGACCCACAGGAAAGGGCAAAGACGGCCCAGACGGGGAGCCCGGGCAGCCCGGCGUCCAAGGACCUCCAGGGCCGCAGGGCCAGACCGGACCCUCAGGACCCCAGGGUGGGCCCGGACUGAGGGGCGUCCCCGGGGAAGGGAAGGUCGGAGUCCAGGGACCCUCAGGACUCAGAGGAGAGCCCGGUGCCGCGGGGCUGAGGGGCCAAGCUGGCGCAGCCGGCGCCCAGGGGCCCGCAGGACACAACGGUGUACCUGGAAGACCUGGAGAGAAAGGGGAUGCCGGUGUACCCGGGAAGGCUGCAGAUCUCUCUGAGCUGGAUCUUAAGAACGUGUGCUCGGACUGUCCCGCCGGCCCACCCGGAACCCCCGGCCUGCCCGGCGUUCCGGGAGAGAAGGGACACAACGGCCUUCCCGGGAAGAACGGUCAAGAUGGCUACCCAGGCCAGGUGGGGCCGACGGGGCCCGUGGGGCCCCCAGGGGCCGACGGGACCAAGGGAAUCAAAGGAGACCGCGGACCCGCCGGGACCAACGGAGACAAGGGGGAGAAGGGUCACCCCGGGCCACCCGGACACCAGGGGGCCGCCGGCCUUCCAGGCAGUGCUGGUAACGACGGGCCGCCUGGUCCAUCGGGCCCCCCGGGGGCCCCGGGAGAAAAGGGUAAAGAGGGACUCAAGGGUAUCCAGGGUCCACCUGGUCUUCCUGGGAUGAUGGGCCAGUCCGGAAAAAUGGGGAAAGAUGGCCGAUCCGGUGAACCCGGCGAGCCUGGCAAGCAGGGCGAUCCUGGACCAGCGGGCAACACAGGACUCAGAGGAAUGCCCGGCUUUAAAGGCCACCGAGGCGAACCCGGGCCCUCGGGAUCCAAGGGGGAAGAUGGAAAAUCGGGAUUGCCUGGACGGGAGGGGAAACCUGGAACAGAUGGAGCCACGGGCCCCCCAGGUGGAGACGGACUGAUGGGGCAGAGAGGGGAAUCGGGCAAACCAGGUGAACCGGGGCCCUCAGGGAAACCAGGAGCCGCCGGUACUCCGGGUCUUAUGGGAAACAAGGGCGAGCCCGGCAACCCUGGAUUACCAGGGUUUAGUGGCCCCAAGGGCCCCGCGGGUCCACACGGUCCGGCCGGCCCCGAGGGGAAACAGGGGAUGCCGGGCAGAGUGGGGGACCGCGGCAUCAAGGGAGAAAGGGGUGACCCGGGAAACAAGGGCGACAAAGGCCACAACGGGGAGUCCGGCAUUCCCGGCAACCCCGGAACCCCGGGAAGGAAGGGCCACACCGGGAUGAUGGGCAUGUCAGGGCCACAGGGGGACAUCGGCCCCACGGGGCCCCAGGGAUCGAUCGGUAACCCUGGAACGCCGGGGCCCAGGGGAGAGUCGGUGUCGGUGGAGCAGAUGCGGCGACUGAUCCAGGAAGAGCUCAGUAAACAGUUGGACUCCAAACUGGCCUACCUGAUCUCUCAGAUCCAGCCGGCCCACGUGAAGACCACGGCGGGGCGGCCCGGGACCCCGGGGACGCCGGGGAAGGACGGCUCCCCGGGCCGCCCGGGCUCCCCGGGGGAGCAGGGGAUGCCCGGUCAGAACGGAGGGGAGGGCAUCCGAGGACCUCACGGCCCCAAAGGUGAACGAGGAACCAGAGGAGAGAAGGGAGAGAAUGGCGUCGGGGAGCGGGGAGAGAAAGGACCUGCCGGCCCCAUAGGCCCAGCCGGUCUGCCCGGCUACGGUAAAGACGGAAGCCCGGGACAAGUGGGCACCCAGGGAGAGCCAGGGAACCCCGGCCCCCAUGGGCAGACCGGGCCCCCGGGACCCACCGGCCAGUGCGACCCCAGCCAGUGCGCUUAUUACGCUAGCAUGGCGUCAAGACCCCACACCAAGAACACCAAGGGGAAUUAAAACACAUGCACACACACACACACACACACACACACACACACACACACACACACACACACACACACACACACACACACACACACACACACACACACACACACACACACACACACACACACACGCACACACAGGCACACAUGAACACAUGCACACAGAUACACAUACACACACACACACACACGCGUAAAAUACAAAGAGCUUGAGGUCCAGCUGUAUUCAUGAACCGAGUGUGUGUUCAUAUGAAUUGAGAACUUUUUACUUUUAGCGCUGAUGGUCACCUCACGUGGGAGGGCUGAAGCCCGUGCUGCCGGCCCAGUUUUCAUGUUUCUUUUGGGAGGAUCAGGGUUUUUUUUUGGAAUUGGUCCAUUGGUCCAUCCACAAUAUUAACAUUGCGAUGGAUAGAGAGGGCAGCUGAGUACGUUUUUACAAUGUUCCAUUAGACUAUGCAUCAGUCAAUAGUCAUUUUAGUUUUAUUUUCCACUUUUUUAUGUUCCCAGGUUUAAGAUGAAGUUGAAAAAGGGAUCCUUUCAGCCCCUCUGAGUGGAGAUUCUGGAUCCCACUCCUCUGAACCCAUCUCCUAGCAGUACUCUCCUGAAACCGUGACACUCCAUUAAUCCACAUCACCCUGAUGUUCCCCUGAUCCGAGGAUCCUAGCUUUGGAUUGUAUUAACUUCUCGUCAAAGUAGUUCUCUACUUUUAUAAUAGAGGGGGGCUUAGCCUCAUGCGACAAUCCAGACACCCAGAUUUGUGUUCCGCCAUGAAUACCAGUCUUGCCUUAUCGUUCUUAAGUCAAUGACAUGUUCAGUUAACUCGGGUUUAUCGGAUGAAGCACGGACACCCUUUCAUCUCUUGCCUGAUCCGGUUUGAAGUGACGCCAAAACCCCUUUCCAAAAAAAGCAUUGAGUGCUGAUGUCUGUUCAUCUCUUCACAUCGUUAUUCUGUCCAUUUAAGAUGACAUGCUUUGGAGUGCUAACCUUUCGUUCAUGAAGACCUGUUGGUAUUUGUAAGAUAUGCCUGAGUAGCAUAUUCAUAAUGCAGUCCAUCUUCAACGAAGAUUAAGAAAUUAAAUAUGAUUGAUGAGGAUGUUAUGAUGUCAGGCCAACUAUGUCGUUUUUAAUUAUUGUAAGGAAUUAAAAAUGUACAAUCAUUAUCUAUGUAGCCUAAUACAGCAGAAUUUCAAUUCUUUCCCAUUUGCCUUUCCAUGUGCUUAUCAUCAUGGGUAUCAAUGAGGUAAAAGAUGCAUGUCACGCAAGGGUGGGUAUAAGUGAACCACUUACUCAAAUCAUCGAAGCAUAUGUUGAACAUACAAGGCGUAAACUUGUUAAAAUUAGAGCUGUAAUACCAUCCAGAUAUUCUAGCUUCUCGUUUCCCACUGAAACUGUCUGGUCUGGAAUGGGCAGCAAAAGAUUUCUGAAAUUUUUUUUCAAAAAGACUACAGCCAAUCAGAUUAGAUAAAUAAGUGAUGUCCACUCAUAGUUGAGGAAUACUCCUCUGUUCAUCUUUUAGCCUCGGUGAACAUCGGCCUAGUUUGAGUGAAACAGUUGGGAUUGCUCUGUCGAUGGUUACACAUUACUCUGCCGCCGCAAUCGUUUUUUUCAAAUCUGGAAGUGUGAGUGUGGCGCACCUCGCUUCCUCUCUUCUUUUUUUUGAUCUACCCUUUGGGUAACCUCUUGAAGCAGCGUUUUCCUUCUUUGUCCGGUUGGGGCUUACUGAACAGAGACUGGGGAGCCUCACAGAGGGGGGGGGGGGGGGGUUCUCGCUCCUGAAGAGACACAGGGUUUAUUAUGCGUCCUCUUAAGGAAGGAAAUUGGAAGCGUUUCUUUCCCAGAAUCCUGCUGGAGGGAGUGAGGCUGCAUGGGUAUGGGGGCUUUGACUUAACCUCUCUGGAGAUGUGUCCUUCACGUCUCCGGUGGGCCAAUGAGACCUACUGCGAGGCUCCCUGAUCUCAGUUCAUGUAGAAUCUAUUAACUAACCCCUUCACAACAUCAUUCGUAGUCAAGGUUUACUUUUGUCUCAUUUAUCCCCCCCCCCCCACACACAUUUUUGUAUGCUUUCUCCCUUUUUGCUGGGUUUGCAGCUUUGGUUUAUGUCAUGGAGAUGGUCGACGGUGGAAUUCAUCUCAAAGGAAUAUUGGAAGCAACCAAACCAGGUUUAGGAAGUGACGCUUUUUUUUUAAUUUACUUCUCAACAUAACAUACAAAACGCAAAAUAGCUAUAGCUGCAGUGAGAAUUCAAUGACAGAGUGAGUAUUAUGGGCUACGGUUUUCUUGCUGCUCACUUUCAAUUCACACCCUUACUUGCCUUGCACUACCCUCAACUUACCCGAAGGUUCGCGCUCUAUCUACUUUGGCCUAUUAUUGAUCAAUGAAACCAUACCAGUAUUGUUGAUGUUAUCAUUUUGUAUACGUCUACUCUGAUCCACUAUAAGGUAAAACGUCGCAGAGCAAGGUGAAAUUGGCUAGCAAACACCUCAAUUGCGUAAUUUUAAUUUUGUGAUGCAUUGUGUUUGUUUUGUAAAUGUCUCCCUUUACAGUUGGCCUUGUUGAAUGACGUAUCUCCAUUCAUAAAAAUAAGUUAUACUACUAAAUUAUUCAUAACGAUGCAAAUAUGUUUAUUUACCCAUUUGUUAUUACAGAUUAAUUGGUGCUAUUCUAAAUCAGUAUUAUGUGUUUUACGUUGGGAGAGAUACACACGUUGUACUGUAUAUUGAAAUAAAGACUGGAGCAGAUCCAUUUUCUAGGAAA